UCAGGAAAUCGCGGCAAUACUCAUCAGCUUUGACAAACACAGCGACUGGCAGUCAAAAGAGGUCAAAAUACGGCCGAAAAGUGGCUCAAUGCUGCUGUACAGCCGUAAGAAGGUCCGCUACCGACGUGAUGGCUAUUGUUGGAAAAAAAGAAAAGACGGGAAGACCACCAGAGAAGACCAUAUGAAGCUCAAGGUCCAGGGAACGGAGUGUAUCUACGGGUGCUAUGUCCACUCUGCCAUCUUACCCACAUUCCAUCGGAGGUGUUACUGGCUUCUACAGAAUCCAGAUAUAGUGUUAGUACACUACCUGAACGUGCCAUACCCAGAUGACAACAAACUGGCAACGGUAGCACCUAGUCUGGCCCUCUGGGCAGACAAGAAGGAGUGGACUAAGGAUGAGCUGGUCUGCCAACUGAAGCCAAUGUUCUUCAGCGAAGACGAUUCUGACCACAACAAUGACUUGGAAAUUUCGACCUCGGAAACCGUCGAAAUCAUCGUAACUCAGCUCAUGGAGAAGCAGAGAGCUGCCAGGGCUGCGGCUUUGGCGAGACAGCUGGAGUGCGGCUGCCCUGAUUCCACUUGCAACGAUUCAAGAAACUGUGCUCACCCCAUGCGCAGAGUUCAAGCUGCAAAACCACCACCUUCAGAUCAUCAAGUGUCAUCAACCACCGGCCCGUCUCCGAGACCCAUGUCUCACCCACCCAGGCAGUACACCAGAGACCAUAGACCUGCACAACAAUCAGCAUCUCCAUUACUUUUAUCUUUAGGCCAAAUUCAGGGUGGCGGUGGUCUCCUAAUUUUGAAUGGAACGAGCAACGGAACUCAACAAAAUUCUUCUUUGGUAUCUCCAUUAUCAGUGACGUCAUUCGUCUGUGAAGAACCCCGCGAUAGGUAUAGGCAGCAGUACAAACCCACUUUUGUUUUAAAACGGGAAAUUCCGGACAGUCAACCUACGGUAGUUCAAACCACUGAGACAAAGUUUGAAAUUGAGCCUAAAGAGGAAAAAAUAGAUGUUGAUGUAUUUGAAAGGAAAAUAAAAGUGGAGCCAAGAAGUAGUGUCAGUAGAAACCAGGUUAUCGCAAGUGCGCCGGCGACUCCAUCAAGAUAUCCAGAUUUAGUAGAAAGAUUAGAAAGUAAAGUUUUGACAGAUAACUGUGAUGAUACUUUAGUGCUGCUCGGUACAGACAGCAAUUUAGGUUCUAGUGGGUUCUUUGAUGAGACUCUUGAAUUAUCGCAUGAAGAUAUUCAAAAAACAUUGUCGGCUAAUAUGCCUACUUGUGAGCUGGAUAGGAACGGUGUGAGGCAUACUGAUACGGCUAAUGUGAUGGUGUCUGGUAUAGAUACAAUGGACUUUAUAGACAGUUGUGAAGUUGUGGCUUCGCCUGCUACAGGAGUUGAUGAUAAUGUGUUUGUGAAUCUGGACGCUUUUGAUAUGCUAGGAGACUUUCCGGAAUUGGAAGUGUUGGAUCCCAGUGGGAUGUCAUCGAAUCCAGUGACUCUUUGUGACAAGUCUCCACCAGCCGAAGAUAGUAGUGAGAAAAUGCAGACUGAGAGUAGUAGUGAGGGUACGCUGAAUAUAACGGAUUAUUCUCCGGAGUGGGCCUACCCUGAAGGUGGAGCGAAGGUUUUAGUUGCUGGCCCUUGGACAGACACGUCAGAUCAGUACACUGUACUAUUUGACAACUUCCCCGUGCCAUCGAUUUUGGUCCAAAAUGGACUUUUGAGGUGUUACUGCCCAGCUCAUGAGGCAGGAUUAGCAGCGUUGCAAGUGGCUCGGGGAGGUCGCGUUGUAUCGGACACGGUAGUUUUCGAAUACAAGCCUGGCCCAGCACCUGCGCCGUCAUCUCCCGCGUCUGCACCACUGCCAUCGCUGGAUUUGAGAAGGUUUUCGCUGCUGCAGCGCUUACAGCGGUUACAAGGUCGUUUGCAAAUGAAAAUUGAACCUGCUGAUGAAAACAGCCAGAUUGAAGAUGUUCAGCUGUAUUCCAAUCCAAAAUUUGAAGAACGUUUGGUUUCCUUCUGUCGGUCUUUGAGCAGUCGGUCUACUGGUACUUCAGAGGGAUUCACUACUGAACCGAAUGAGGAUGGCUCCACGAUAUUGCAUUUGGCUGCUGCACUAGGGUAUACCAAGUUGACUACAGUCCUGCUGAGGUGGAGGCAGGAUGACACCAGCUUAGCUUUGGAAAAAGAAGUCAAUUUGGGUGCAAGGGACAGUGAUAACUGUACUCCUUUGAUGGUGGCUAGUGCAGCCGGGCACGUGGAGACGGCCGUGGUGCUGGCGCGGUGGAGUGCGGGCACGCGGCGCGAGGCCGGCGCGCGCGCUGCCGCCGCCGCCGCGCGCCGCGCCGGACACGCGCACCUCGCGGGGCUGCUCGACAGGAUACACCCGCCCGCUAAAGAUGGAGUCUUUCUUAGGCCACACAGUUUAUCACAAAAGAGCCGUGCUGGUAGUUUGGAGAGUAACCUGGUGAAGAGGCCGUCAAUAGACUCUGGAAUCAACAUGGCCGACGCGUUUAGAUCCAGUUCUGCUAUUGACAAAUCGGAAAGCAGUUCCUCUGCCAGAUGGGAACGAAGCAUGUCGCUACCUUUAGAUUCAGAUACAUCAGAAGAUAGUCUUGGAGAUUCCAAGAUUGGCAGACGUAUGGACCUGGCUCUCUGCGAGACGGCGCCGCGGCGCGCCGCCAGCCCGCUCAUUGACGUGGAGGCGCUGUCCGACCACGACGCCGCCAGCCCGCCCGCCGCUCGCCCGCGCCCCGCAGGGGAGCAGGAUGACCGGGUGUUCACGCUGGCGGAGCAAAUCAUUGCCGCCAUGCCGGAGAGGAUAAAGAACGAAAGCACAUCUCUGCUAUCGGCGUGCGGCUUAGACAGCGGCGGGGGAAGCGGAGAAGACACACUCAUGGUGCCACUCCUGGACGAGAACACUACAUUCAACAGUGACUUCACCUUUGAGUUCUGUGACAAUACUUACAGGUACUGUGGAGGUUCGACUCCUUGUUCGUCAGGCUCCGUGUCUCCUGGAUCAGCAGCGCUGUCUCCGCCUCCUCCAUCACCUCGGUCUGCGUUGUCCCACCCACCUCUAUAUCGUGAACAACGAGAACUGUACUCCGCGGCCAUUACAAUUCAGAAGGCAUAUCGCCAGUACCGUGGCAGACAGCUGCAGCGAAGAGCCGCGGCCGCCGCGAUCACCAUACAAAACUUUUGCAUACCUAAAACAAAUGCAUGCGGCGGCGACGGUGAUACAGCGCGGGUACCGUGCCAUGCGCGCGCGCAGGAUGGCCACCACACCUAUCAAGAGGACAUACUCACAAAGGCGUCAGAAUCAGGCAGCAAGGAAGAUUCAACAGUUUAUGAGGCAGUCCAAGAUCAAACCCCGACAUCGUUGUCUAAACAUACUUUGUUGAAAAGGUUGCAGAACGCACGAGCCGAAAGCGUGAGGGGGGUCCGGCGAUCGCCGGAUGUCCGCCAAAACUCGCUGCAGCGCAUCACCAAUACACCACCCACGCCCAAUAGGAUCGUUGACUACCUAGCCCCUGAAUCACCAAUGAACGUGGACGAAGAUCUUCUACUUGAACUUCUGUUCAAAAUCUAACAACGGCAGUUAUUCUACGGACACAAUACAUUCCCAAAACGAUGUUCAAUUCCAUUGCAAUAUUAAUGGAAGGAUUUUUUUCAUCAUAAUUUUGUUACAAGUCGAAAUUUUCUGUUCAAUUUGUAUGUUGUGAUUGUUUUACAUCGAGUAUCUCUACGCGUUAACGCCGACUGCCAUUCACAUAUUCAAUGACUUUCUGACACGACGCACUUUACGAAACAGGUUUUUUAUCGGAGUUGUGAACUGAAUCAGGCCUUGUCUAUUCGAAAUGUUUUCAUUCUUUUGUAAACGUAUUACUUAAUUGUAGAAACAAAAAGUUUUGACUAAUACCUAUCACUUUCCGAUUUAGUUCUUCUUUUUAUCUUAACCACUAACGUUAUGAUUCGGAAUUACAAUUUAUUGAUGUGAUUGAAAGGAUUUUCGAUAUCGACUGUUCAUUCGUUCUCAAUCAUUUUCUUCGCAGCGCCAUCUGCGUUAUAUUAACGGAUUAUAGCAAAGCGUGUGACUCUAGGAAGUUAUUAUGUUUUUCCUUAGAAAUGACUUGUUCAGAGUUUAGAUUUCGAUUUAUUCUUUAUUUUAAACUCUUCAGGUCAUAGACAGGGUUAUAUUUAGUAUAAAUUUUAUCGUAUUUGUAUUAUAUUUUCAUAAUGUAUUUUUGAGAUAUUCGUUUAGAACAUUUAUUGGAAUCAUAUUUUUGAAAACUCUAAAUUGCAUGUAAAGUAAUUAAAACCUAGAUCACCAUACGUAUUGGCUGAACAAUUUCGUAAGAUACGAGGCAUUUCUUUCAAAAAUCUACCGAAAAUUCUUCAAAAGUUGUACGCGACAUUUCGCUUUUGACAGUUUAUGUCAAUUGCAAACGAUUUGAUGAUGAAUUUCAAUGAUAAGUUUUAGUUUGUUUGCUUUGGACUUUAGUAGAUCGAGUCAAAACUUGAAUUCUAUUCUAUGAAUAAUUUCAGCAAUGGAGUUAGUAAAAUAUGUAGGUUAAGUACAAAUUCAAAUUAUUAAAAGCCACUGUUCUUAUAAAGUAGAUGCACUUAGCGUAUAAUACAAUAAACCCGACGAGCUGUGAGUAUUUUGAGAUUUUAUCGUAUUUAAGAGAAAUAAAAGUAAUUACGCAGUUAGUUUCGGUCGAAAGUUUAAACAAUAGGUUUCAUUCCAGCCUAAAUAGUUUUAAUUCUUUUAGUCUAUGCAGUGAAGUGAAGCCUUAGAUAUCAUCGAACAUGAUCUAUCUUCGAGACUCCCUUUAGAUUAGAUCUAACGUUGUCAAGGACCUUCGACCGUUUUAUCAAACUAUCGUUUUCUAUUAGUUUUCUUCGUCUUCUUUUCAACCUAUCUCGUUGAUUUCAUGUUCCUCCUUCCCUAGUUCCUAUUCCAAUAAGUGCGGAUCCCUAAUAUGAAUUUUCAUCAAGUACCUACAUCUAUAAUUAGUUCUUUAGAUAGUGAACUUUUGUUUUUAGAUCCUCGUUAUGCUAACGCCAUACUUACCUAGCGUUCAUGAAGAAAUAAGGUUGUGCACCACUUAAAUAUAGAAAAUAAAAACCUAAAUAUUCCCUUUUUCUGAAUUCUCUGAUAUUUUAACGUAGUAAAAAUAGUAAAGUUUUAUAGUAUAAGAAAUAAUAGAAUAAUCAUAGCUUAACCAUAAGAAGACGUGCUACAGUCGAGAUAUUUUCGAUUCGUAUUUUUAUAAAGCAAAAGUUUCGAACGAAUAAGGACGCUUUGCUUGAGCAGGGCCCUGGUACUUUGUGUUAUCUUACUUACUUCAAACAACUAUCUUGUUUAACUUUCCUCGUUACAUUCUGUUGUAUUAUUUUCAUUAGAUCUAUGACUUGGUUCGUUUUGAAAAUUUUUCCUUCUCUCGACAUAAUUUUCAAACUGUUCGUACAUUCCGAUAUAUUCCUGUUUAUUUAGAUUUUGAGAGGCCCAGAGUUGAAAAAGUAGGAAAAAAAGGUUGGUGGAUUCGUAACAAAUUCAAAUAUCCGUUUAAUAUCAAGCGGUGUUUUGUUAAGAAUGUACCAACGUUUUUUCGAUUAGAAGAAAAAUAAACACGCGACGAGGAUUGAGAAAAACCGUCCAGUUGUGGCGGCUUUUGCACCCUCCGGUGGCGAACGGCAGAAGUCGCAAAUAUCGCGAGUUUGCACACAGCGUGACAUCGACGCGUAGCUCGCGAGCGCGGUCCGGCCGGGGGCGCACUAAUACAACACGUAUAUUUCAUAUUUUUGGAUCGCUAAUUUUAAGAUGUUAUAUUUAUAUAUGUAUAUGUAGUAAUGGCGGGUACGAUACCAGUAUUUCGAGAUGUAUUGCGCCAAAAGUUUUGAUGUAUUAAUUUUCCAUAAACGUUAUUCUAUCAUUUCUGUCUUAAUUUUCGAACAAAUAGUUCGUUUAGCUAGUGGUCAUGCGUAUACCUAUAUUUUUAGAUAGCGUGCACGAUUGCUUCUGGAGCGCUGAUAAUGUUAUUAAAAUGCGAAACGGUUGGAGAUAUGAAAAAAAUAAGUAAAAAAAUAUUUUUCUCUGUAACGCGGAACCUCUGAAAGCAAUAAUAUUUUUGUGGUGAAAUAAACUCCGAUUUGUAAAGAAAGUGUAUUUUAAUAUCCACGCGGUCGUCACAGUACAGUUGAAAUAUAGACGCUUCUUAGUGCCACCGAAAACUGUGUCUUUUUUACUAUCUUCCAUUUUAUUUUAUUAAAACGUGAAUAUUGUUUGGAAAAAUGCCAAAAAUUUACAAAAAAAAAUUACCAUAACAAUAAUUGUGUUAUAUAUUUUAUAUAAUAAAUGUCAAUUACAUAAAAACAGAAAAAAAAAUAAUUGAUUUUUGUAAAAAAGACUGUAAGACGAACUCUUUAAUUAAAUUAAUUAAUUUGAAGUUUUAUUUCUUUUAUUUAUGAAGGAUAACGAAAGCAAUAAACUUUUCGAAGGCAGUGAAGAAGGCACACUUGCGGCGAGGCUUAGUAAUUGACCACAGCUAAAAGAUAGUGCACUAGAAGUAGAUAUAGUUAGAUAAAUUACUAUUAUAUGAAAUAAAAAAACUUGAAAUCUAUACAUAGAAUUUAAAACUAAAAGUUUAACUAAUACUUUUUAUUAUUAUAUUAUAAGAAGCUUGUUCACACAUUUUAACUUCAUAAUAAUAUUUAGUAGGUAUUCCUAAGACUAAAAGAUAGAAAUUGUUACUAACUGAAAUUGGUACUGGAAUGAGAUAUUAGUGAGAAUAUGAUUGGAUUUCUUUUAUCUUUUAGGGUGGGCCGUAAAUAGUUGAGCUUUAUUAUGCCGUAGGCACGUUUCUUUUGACGAAAAUGUGAUAAAAAACUUGCAAAAAGCAUUGAUUUUAGCGUCUAUGAUUUUUAUGUAGUUCUAAGUUAAAUGUUUGUUGUUUAAGCAAUUUUCUUAUAGUGAACUUAUUCGCGGUAGCUUGCGUAUACUUUUUUAGAGGGGAAAUAUCUUAGUUUUAGUCAAAUCAGUCUUUUUUUUAAGAUGUUUCUAAUUUCGAAGAGAUACAAGAACUUUUUCAUAAUGAAUGGCUAAAACUAAUUUCGAUCACCUCUUUGUAAUGACGAUAAAUGAUUUUUUAAUCAAAAUGAAGCCUGCCUAAAGUAUAUUGCAUAUCACUUAGAUACUUAAUUAUAACUUGGACGUUCUCGACACUCGCGGUUGAUAUUAGUUACAUUUUGUUUCAUAAAAUGCUAGAUCACUAGAACUUCAUUUACUAUUAAUAUUUAUUAUAGUUGCUAAAUCCUUGUACUAGGGUUGUAAUGUAUUGACGUGCAACAUAGUGUGUAAUUCAAUAUGUUUUUUCUUAAACUUUAGCCAAAAGUUACGAAGAAUGAGCAGUUUAAGGCUCUUAUCUAUAAGUUUCAUUAUUACUCAAAGCAAUAGUGCCUGAUUUAGUCAAUACAGUAGUCAAAUCUGCCAUAAAUGUUUAGUUACCUAAGCCUUAGACAUUUUAUAAUAGUAAAUAAAUAAUUUAAUUUUUCAUAAAUCAUUACAAUCCUAUAUUUUUAUAGCUAGCCAUUAGAGUUAUUGCUUUACAAACAAAUUUAUAUAGAACAAGGCAUUUGAUAGCGAAUUUUAUGAUGUUAUUUAAUUUUUUAAUUAAUAUGCAAUCUUAAGCGUUGUAUGUAAGUUUUUCUUUAGCAAGUUAUUGUAAGAGAUUGUCAUGUACUGCCAGUUUCAAGGUUUCUAAAACACCAAUAAUAUGAAGGGACGUAUGAAUGACGACUGUCCGAUUGAACAACUUGGAAUCUCUGUUUUAUAGUUCAUCUUUCUUAAACAAAACAUUGAAUAUUGAAUUGUAAUAAUUGGAUUUAAAGUAAUUACGUGGAGUGUAUU
Spodoptera littoralis (African cotton leafworm) is the source of this 7909-nucleotide messenger RNA. The record is from the annotation of a GenBank genome assembly. NCBI's taxonomy places the organism in Eukaryota, Metazoa, Arthropoda, Insecta, Lepidoptera, Noctuidae.